AUGGGGCAGGAUGGGGCGCUUAAAACUCAACUCAUGACAUGGUGCAGGAAACAGAGAAUUAAUCAAAUGGCGUUGGAUGUUUGCGGCAGGUUAAGGUCAUUUGACCUUAACCAAGAACCUGAGUGUGACCGAGACACAUUCAUUGAAGAAAGCGGUGGUUCAAUAGGAGGACACGAAGAUGAGGAGGCAGAUGAAUUGGUGGGCGCAAUAGGCGUGGAUGACGUAAUGAAAUUAACAUUUGACACGGAAGAAGAAGCUGGGGAAUUCUAUAAUUUGUAUGCGAAACUAAGCGGAUUUGGGAUUCGUAAAAGUAAUGCCAAACGAGAUGCAGAUGGCAUUUCAAGAUUUAGAAAAUGGGUAUGUUGCUGUGAAGGUUACAGGAAUGAAAAGUGGUAUAAUUAUGAAGACCGGAAAAGAGAAGCAAAACCAAUCACAAGAACCGGGUGUGGGGCUUGCUUUCGCGUGAAAUAUGACAUAGAAUCGGUAAAGUAUGUGGUGACACGUUUCAUUAUGGAGCACAAUCACCCGCUGGCAUCAGAGGCAAGUGUGCAACACAUUAGGUCGCAUAGAAAAGUGAGCGAUGCAGAAUAUGCGCAGGCAAAAAGUCUAAAGUUGGUUGGGGCCAGAAUAUGCCAGAUAAUGAAACAUUUUGUUAUCAAAGCCGGAGGGUAUAGUAACGUGGGAUUUUGCAUUAAGGAUUUGUAUAACCGAAUGGACGAGGAACGUAGAAAAGAUAUUUUUAAUGGCGAUGCAGAAGGGGCACUUGGGUUCUUGGCAGCGAAGAAGGAUGCCGAUGACAUUGUAUUUGGAGAUGUAUUGGUGUUUGAUACAACAUACAAAACAAAUAAAUACCACAAGCCACUAGUUGUACUUGCAGGGGUAAACAACCAUUUGAACAGUACUAUUUUUGGCUGUGCACUGCUAUCAGAUGAGAGGAUUGAAACAUAUGAAUGGGUGCUAAGUACAUUUGUAGAGGCUAUGAAAGGUAGAAAGCCAGUAGCAGUGAUGACAGAUGGGGACAGUGCAAUACGAAGAGCCAUAAAGAAUCUUCUCCCGGAUGCUUGUCACAGGCUAUGUUCGUGGCACUUGCAUAGAAAUGCACGGAGUAAUAUUCGCUGCGAGGAGUUUAAUAACAGGUUCUAUAACCUGAUGGCGAGAAAGUGUAGCACUCUUGAGUUUGAGGAUCGGUGGGCUAGGUUGGUUAAUGAAUGUGGGGUGGUAGAGAAUGAGUGGGUGAAGAAGUUGUACCGUAGGAGAAGGUUAUGGGCAGAGGCCUAUUUACGCGAUCAUUUUUUUGCAGGUAUGAGAAGUACUCAAAGGUGUGAGAAAAUGAAUGCUUUUUUGAAUGAGUACUUGAAUGAAAAAAUGCGACUAUAUGAAUUCGUUAGAAGUUUUGAUUUGGCAAUAGCAUGGCUUCGACAUACUGAGAGCAAAGCAGUUUACACAAGCGAAAACAUAAAACCAGUCUUAACCACAAUCCUGCCCGAAUUAGAGGGGAGCGCAGCGGAGGUGUUUACAAGGAAUGUGUUCUUCAUGGUGAGGAAGCAUUUGAACAGGCAAGAACUUCUAAUUUCUGAGGGCUGGAGCGAGGAUGGAGGGAGUCGUACAUAUUAUUACUCGAAAUAUGGUGGACACGAAAUAAGUUGGAGGGUGGAUUAUGAUAGGUCAAUGGAGAAACUAAUCUGCUCUUGCAUGAAAUUCGAGUCAAAGGGGAUUCCUUGUGCUCACAUGUUUCGCGUGAUGGUGGUAGAAGGAAUGAACAGGAUCCCAGAAGCAUGCAUUUCGAAGCGGUGGACAAAGGGAGUUCACUGUACUAAUAAUGGAAUGAAAGCAUUUGUUGCAGACGAACAGCUGACACAAAUGGCCAGAUAUGACACUUUAAAGUCCAGCUGUAAUACUAUGUGUUACUAUGCCUCCUACAUGGAUGAUGCGUUUAAUGACCUGCAACAGAUGUUUGACAAGCAUUCUGUGGAUCUAAAGGAGAAGUGGAUUGAUAGGGGAUAUGGGGGAGAUGGAUUUGCAAUGGAUUCAAGAGUGAGGAACGAUAGAAGUAGAAGAACAUUCGGGCUGUUAGAUCCCAGGGUGUCCCGGUCUAAAGGUGAUCACAAGCAUGCAGAAGCAAAGAAGAAAAGAAAGUGUGGUCAUUGCAGGUGUGAAAUGCAGAGGUUGAAAGAGAUGGUAUGGUUGUGCAUGGAAGUAGCAGCCGUGACGACAGACAGGUUACAGAGCAACACCGGCUUAGGGAUUGUGUUUUGUUAUGUAUCGGUGGGGUGA
Coffea eugenioides is the source of this 2274-nucleotide messenger RNA. RefSeq names its product protein FAR1-RELATED SEQUENCE 5-like. The record is from RefSeq and is a predicted model, not a curated record. The coding region runs from base 1 to 2274 and encodes 757 amino acids. NCBI's taxonomy places the organism in Eukaryota, Viridiplantae, Streptophyta, Magnoliopsida, Gentianales, Rubiaceae. Gene Ontology annotation, molecular function: zinc ion binding. Gene Ontology annotation, biological process: regulation of DNA-templated transcription. The transcript has 3 exons.